AUGGCGACCAUCCAGGCCAUCGAGGCUCGUUCGGUCCACCAAAUUCAAUCCGGCCAAGUUAUCGUAGACCUGUGCUCCGUCGCCAAAGAACUGGUUGAGAACAGCCUCGAUGCCGGCGCAACUACGAUAGAGGUGCGAUUCAAGAACAAUGGACUGGACUUGAUCGAGGUGCAGGACAACGGAAGUGGCAUCUCGCCGGAGAACUAUGAGAACGUCGCACUAAAACACUACACCUCCAAACUAUCCUCCUUCGACGACCUCUCAAGCCUCCACACCUUCGGCUUCCGCGGCGAAGCUCUUUCCUCACUAUGCGCCCUCGCCGACUUCCACAUCACCACAGCCCAAGCGAAUCAAGUUCCCCGUGCAAAUCGACUUGACUUUGAAAUAUCCGGCAAACUCCGCAAAACCCAGAUCGUGGCCGGACAAAAGGGAACCACCGCAUCCGUGGAGGGCAUUUUCAAACGACUCCCCGUACGCCGGCGCGAAUUGGAGAAAAAUAUCAAGCGGGAAUAUGGGAAAGUGUUGAAUCUACUCCAUGCAUACGCUUGCAUCAGUGCCGGAGUCAAAUUCAGCGUCCGGAACACCGUUGGCAAAACGAAGAACGUGGUUGUUUUCUCUACGAAUGGGAAUCGUACCACGAAGGAGAAUAUUGCCAAUGUAUACGGGGCCAAGACGUUGUCUGCGCUGAUUCCGCUUGAUCUCGAGCUGGAAUUUGAACCUUCUGCGCCUAUGAGAUGCAGUGGUGUCGGUGGUGGUGAUGGACAAUCUAAUCAGUUGGUGGUUAGGGGACAUAUCUCUCGACCUGUCUUUGGCGAGGGACGCCAGACACCGGAUCGACAGAUGUUUUUUGUCAACUCACGGCCUUGUGGGCUACCGCAGAUUGCAAAGGCAUUUAAUGAAGUUUAUAAAUCGUUCAAUGUCUCGCAAUCACCGUUUAUCUUUGCGGAUUUUCAGAUGGAUACGAAUGCUUAUGAUGUGAAUGUGUCACCGGAUAAGCGGACGAUUCUACUGCAUGAUGCGGCGGCGCUGAUUGAGUCGUUGAAGACGUCUUUGGUGCAGCUAUUUGAGGCUGCGGAUCAGACGGUUCCUCAGUCGCAGGUGCUUGGCUCUAAGGCUUCGACGACGGCCAAGAAGCAAGCACUGGGGUCGCUUCCUGGGUUUGUUACUGCGCGACAAGUUAUCCAGGGUACUCCAGGGCCUGCAGUCACGCCGGCCCGGGGCCAGGAUGUUGAUGACUCUGAAAAGGAGUCAGAGGCCUCGCAACGGACUGUGCAGAAUAGUAUCAAGCGCUUUAUGAGCAACCGGGGCGAGUCUGAUGAAGUUGAUACUUUGUCGACUCCUAUAAAAUCUACACCGAAUUCCCAGCAGACACCGAUGCCAUCAUUAGUUGAGCCUUCUUCCACUGAGCCUGACGACGAGAACGAUGAUCAGUCCGAACAACCGUUGGACAAUGAGAUGGAUGAAGAAACCCCUCAACCACCUCCACGGCCAUCUUCUCCGCCCGCAGAACCCGAUUCAGCACUAUCACAACAAUCAGAUGAGUCUGAAGAGAUGCCAAACGUGGUGCAGAACGCCUUUGACCGAAUGCGCCCUCGUCGAAUGCCUGCUGAGAUGGCUACUAUCACUAUUGGCGAUCACAUGGUUACCUCCAUGAUUGGCAGCGGUCGUCCGCGAAAGCGAGCAUCUGAUGUCGGGUAUUCGUCUCAUGGACAGACCAAGAAGAAACGACGAAUCCAUACGCCGUCACGACCUAAUAUAUUUGGAGUGCAGAUGAAGGCUUUUGCAGCGCCUGGGACGCAGAUGGAUGAAGAUGAGGGAGAAGAGGAAGAGCAAGGGAGUGGAGAUGAUGCGAGUGAGACGAAUGAAGAUGGCGUUAUUGAUGAAGAGGCCGAAGAAGCUCCCGAGGAGGAGGGGGAGGAGAAAGCCUACUCUUCCGAGCCAGAGGAUACCGAGUAUAUCUCCGAAGGAACCCGCGAGUCUCCUGAUGGGGAGGCCGAGAAUGACCAUCAACCAAUCGAAAAAGCAUCGGCAGCAGAGACGGAUGAGAAUGCCCUUGACGAAGCCGAGAAAAAAGCCCAAGAAGAAGCCACGGUUCAACGGCUCAUCCAUCAAGCUGAAGAAAAGGCCGUCCUUCCAUCCGAGCACAAUACCAGUCGUGCGAACAAAAUGAACAAAGGUGCCGCACACCGUGAUGCCACUGUUCAACUCGUCACUACCAUCGAUGCCUCGGUCUCUAAACUUGAAACCCAGAUGGCCAAACUACGAGAAAGCCUCCAGACACAGAAAGUGUCAUCCCGCAAAGCAGACACCGAGCUGAGCGACGAGAAAACCGCAGAAGACCGCCUCUCGCUCACCGUGAGCAAAGCAGACUUUGCCCAAAUGCGCAUCAUCGGACAAUUCAACCUGGGUUUCAUCAUUGCCGUCCGGCCGGGCGAAGACCACGACGAGUUAUUCAUCAUCGACCAGCACGCCUCGGACGAAAAGUUCAACUUCGAGCGUCUCCAAGCUGAAACGGUCGUUCAAAACCAACGUCUCGUCCGACCACAGCGACUCGAUCUCACCGCCGUCGAAGAGGAGAUCGUCCUUGAGAACCGCUCCGCUCUGGAAAAGAACGGAUUCAUCGUUACUAUCGACGAAAGUGGCGACGAACCUAUCGGCCGGCGGUGUCAGUUAGUAUCGCUCCCGCUUAGCAAAGAGGUCGUCUUUGGCUCGCGUGAUCUUGAGGAGUUAAUCGUCCUUUUGUCCGAGGCCUCGAGUGUUAGUGGGGUUUCAGUACCCCGGCCUAGCAAGGUGCGCAAGAUGUUUGCUAUGCGGGCGUGUCGGUCUAGUAUCAUGAUUGGGAAGACUUUGACUACGAGGCAGAUGCAGCGGGUUGUGCGGAAUAUGGGGACGAUUGAUAAACCGUGGAAUUGUCCUCAUGGGAGACCGACGAUGCGGCAUUUGAUGAGUCUUGGGCAGUGGGAGGAGUGGGAUGAGUAUGGGAAUGAGUAUACAGGGGAACAGGAAGAGGGAGAAGGAGAAGGGAGAGGGGAGAGACCUGGAGGAUUGGAUGUCUGGAGGAGAUAUGUGGAGGAGGCUAAGAAGGAGGAAGAGGAAGAAGAUGCUGACGAGGAGGAAUGA
This is a messenger RNA of Penicillium subrubescens, 3120 nucleotides long. Its product is annotated as ATP-binding mismatch repair protein PMS1. The record is from RefSeq and is a predicted model, not a curated record. NCBI's taxonomy places the organism in Eukaryota, Fungi, Ascomycota, Eurotiomycetes, Eurotiales, Aspergillaceae. Gene Ontology annotation, biological process: mismatch repair. Bases 1 to 3120 code for a protein of 1039 amino acids. Gene Ontology annotation, cellular component: MutLalpha complex. The transcript has 4 exons. Gene Ontology annotation, molecular function: ATP-dependent DNA damage sensor activity; ATP binding; mismatched DNA binding.